Molecule: messenger RNA, 1119 nt
Organism: Penicillium egyptiacum
Lineage: Eukaryota; Fungi; Ascomycota; Eurotiomycetes; Eurotiales; Aspergillaceae
Source: the annotation of a GenBank genome assembly
AUGGAGAGCACAAGAGUGUUCGUGGGUGGUCUCCCACCAACAUGCUCCAAUGACCAGCUUAAGAAACAUUUUGCAACUCGCUUCCAAGUCACUGAUGCUCAUGUCCUACCUAAACGUAGGAUGGGGUUCGUCGGCUUCAAAAGCCAUGAAGCAGCUCAGCAAGCUGUGAAGCACUUCAACAAGACAUACAUGAAGAUGUCAAAGAUCGCUGUAGACAUCGCUCGUCCGAUUGAUUCAAAUGACGCCGAGGAUGCUCACCCCACACGAAGACGUGGCUCCAAGAAUGAUAAUGAUGCACCGGUGGAUAACAACCUGAAGCGCAAGAGGGAUGGCGAGAAAAAAUCACAGGACCCUAAGCUACAAGAGUACCUUUCUCUCAUGGGAUCAUCAUCAAAAACUCGGACAUGGGCCAAUGAUGAUGAGAUGAUUAGGCCCUCUGCGGACACUGUUCCGGCUAUUAACCAACCUUUGCAGGAAGAAGAGGAGAUUCAGGACUUGCCUUCCCACCCGAAAAAGCCAAAGACAGAAACAGUCCCCACGGUAGCAAUGCCUGAGCAGCCUGAGCCCAUGGUAAUUGACAAGGGCGAGGAAGAGGAGGCUCAAGAAACACCAGAAGAGGGCAACUCUGCGGAGGUUGAAGUAGAGACUAGACCAAUCUCUGAUGAAGAUUGGCUACGGUCAAAGACGAGUCGUCUGUUGGGCCUUCUCGAUGAGGAAGAGCAAGAAGAGUUUGAUCAACACAAGGCCGCCGCAGCGACUAUUGCGUCGACCAAAGCUGUUUCACCACCUUCCUCGUCGGGCGAUAAGUCGCCGCGGCGUGACGAGGACUCGCGCACUGUGGCCAUUGAGAAAAUUCCGCCCAACACGACUGACGUUGACAGCACUUCCGAGGCAACGCCGGAAGAUCCGAAUAUUGAUCUUAUUCGGAACUCGGCCCGUUUGUUCCUCAGAAAUCUCGCAUACGACACAGCAGAAUCGGAUCUCCAGCCGAUCUUUGAACGCUUCGGAAAGAUUGAAGAGGUUAGUACUUUUUUUUUCUUUUUGCCUUUUCAACUUUGCCCCGCUUUUUCCUCACCGGCUAGCUGGCUUCCAGCCUGCUUGCCACGAGUGCUCGUGUGA